Molecule: messenger RNA, 1307 nt
Organism: Lycium ferocissimum
Lineage: Eukaryota; Viridiplantae; Streptophyta; Magnoliopsida; Solanales; Solanaceae
Exons: 1
Coding region: 149-1102 (317 amino acids)
Molecular function (GO): protein binding
Source: RefSeq, a predicted model, not a curated record
CUAGUUUCCAAAACCUUCCUCUCUUCUCUGCCCUCACUUUGUUCAUCAACAACCUCUAAACAAAACAAAAAAUUCCCUUCACUUACCCUAAAGUCCUCAAUGUACCCCUUUGUCUUCACAUUCCCAUAAACCCUAACCGGAGUUUUAAAUGUCGGAGGAACACGGCGGAGGAAUGGCGGCACACGACAACGUCGGGUCAAAACGCCACCGUCGACCCAGCGUCAGGUUAGGCGACAUUGGUGGUAACCAUUUUUCUAACAAGGCUUCCAAGAAUAUAACUCUUGCCCUAGUUGAUACUAACACUAAUGAGAAUAGCAGUUCUAGGAAAAAGAUGAAUAAUUGGAGUAAUGUUGUUGAUGAGGAUGAUAACAGAGAUGUAAAUUUGGAUGAUGUUGCUAUUGCUAGUUGGAAAAUUAAGAGCUUGAAAUCCAAGAAAGGUGGCACAGUAACCAAGAAAAUAAGGUCUGGUUGGACUACCAAAGCUAAUGAUAAAAUGGUCAGUGCUACUGAUGUUCAAGAUUUGGAGAAUAAUGAAAAUUCAGGAGAUAGUCCACUUCAUUCCUAUGACAAUAAUAACAAGAUUAAUCAUAAUUUGAACAUGGGUAUUGACAUUGAUAGUAGGACUUGGAAAAUUAGGAGUUUGAAAUCCAAGAAAGGCACAGUAACCAAGAAAAUCAGGUCUGGUUGGGGUUCCUCCAAAGCUAAUGAUAGUGAAAAACAUGACAAAAUACUCAGCACUACUGAUGUGGAAGAUUCAGGACAUAGCCCAGUUCAUUCAUAUGACAAUAACAAAAUUAAUGAUAAUGUGAACAUGGGUGUUGACAUUGUUGAUAGAGGAAUUGGUAAUGUGAAUAGUAGGAAGAGUGUAGGAACUAGGGUUUCUGAGGAGGGCCCCACUGAUACUGAGAGGAAUGGGGUUAAGGUAUGGUUGAAUCAGUUGGGACUUGGACAGUAUUUAUCACUGUUUGAGAUUCAUCAGGUUGAUGAUGAGGUUUUACCAAUGCUAACAUUGGAGGAUCUUAAGGAUAUGGGAGUUAAUGCAGUUGGAUCGCGAAGGAAAAUGUAUUGCUCAAUUCAGAACCUCAAUAAAGGGUUCUCGUGAAUUUCUAUUAAAGAAAGAGUGGAUAUGGCCUAGUAAGGCUUUUGUUAGCUUAGUAAGUGCCUACUGAUGAAAUAUUGCGAGACAUUAGCAUUACGUGCAGCUUAACCUCGUAAUUUUGCAGAUUUUGUGUUUCUUUGUAGUGUAGGUGCAAUUCUGAUAUACUAGCUUGGUUUUGUAGUGUAUAGUGCUCUAACUGUUGGUAGCA